CGUUCCAUUCCACUGAUCAGUGUUCCAUUCUCCGUGGGACGAAGAAGAAGAAGUAUUCCAUCACGGCCAUCGUCCCGUCACGGCCAACAUCUCGGAGAGUUCCACCACCACCAAGGACUAACGUAAGAGCGACAUGGCGGACGCGUUCACUCCUCUACAGGGCACAGGAGCUGUCUUAAUCCAAGAGGAAUCCGUGGAGGCCGAAAAAAGCAGUGCCAAGGCUCUCCUGGCAGUUAUCCUGUCCUCCAUCUUUAUCAUUGCCGUGGCUUUUGUUUUCUCGGCCUUUAUAUGGAAGAAGGCACUCCCAACGACCAAGGAGGUGUACGAUGCAUCACUUCCUGGACAACCAACGAUGCCGAGAUUUUCGCUAACGCCGUUAACUUCUGACACCGACGGCGACUAUGAAGAUUACACGGACAAUAAUGUUGCGACGGUAGUGACGUCCCCGAUCCACAAGAAAGUUUGCGAAAAUGAUGACUGUCGAUACGUUCGACAGUUCAUAGAAGCGGUCGUAGACACUGACAGAGACCCGUGUGAUAAUUUCUUCAAGUUCGUCUGCGGUAAAAAUCAACAGGUGCUCCCUAACGUGUUCCUGGAUGAAUUUGGUAGAGACCUGAUCCAAGAGGCUCUAUGGACAUCUAUAAAGGAAAACUUGGAAAAGGCACGCAUUCCUCCUAGCGGUAGAACGGCAUUUCAAAAGGCUGCAGCGCUGUAUAAGCACUGCUUGAAAGCCAACCCGAACACGUCUGCUGAAGCCGCCAGAGAUUUCCUCAUGGCACACCAGAUGGAUAUGAGGAACAAUAUGUCAUUCAACCCGUUGGACGUCAUGAUGAAAUUUUUCUUUAAGAUCGACAUUCCUUUGCUGUUUAAAUUAGAACCAAUCGCGCUUGGUGCUAAACAGAUCGCGUUUCGGAUUGAAGAAGAAUCACCGCCAGAUUUACAGUACCUCGGACCUAGAGAUAUUUUGUCUGAGGUGUAUUCGGCAGAUAUCGAUGACAACGUAGUGAGAAUUAUUACAGAGUUAGAGAAGAAGUUUGAGCCCCAGAGGACAGUGAGCAAAAUGCCAAACGCCAGUGUCAAGGCGAUCGAGUUUCGGAAAGUGGGCCUAGGAGACGAUGAGCUGUCCAAAGAGUGGAAUGAAGCUCUUCAGCGGUACACACCACCUGCGCUCCAAAACAGAACAGUAUACGUGACAGAGGCUGACUUGAGGUUUUUCCGCCGCCUUUUCGGAAAGCAAAGCGACGUCUCGAAGAACGAAAUGAGAGUAUUCUUUGCUUGGAGGUCUGUCUUUUACCUUUACAAAAUCAUCGGUAGCAGUUUUGAUUGUCUAGGAAUUACCACGCGGCAACUUCCAGACGCGGUUGCCGCAGGAGCGCAAUUUAUCCCCCAUUACGAAGAGAGAAUGAGCGCCAUCAACGAAAUGAAGGAAGGAAUCACCAGUGAAAUUUCGAAAACCUUGCAAACAUCGUCUUGGAUAGAUGACAAAACGCGGGAGGGAGCUUUGCAAAAAAUCGCUAUGCUUACGUUCCGCUUUGGAUUGGCGCCUAAACUGAACUCUUCGAAAAAAGCCGACAAGUUUUACGAGAACCUGCCCGACCUACACGGUCCGUAUGUUCGGGACAUUCUGAGCAUUUACGAAUUCAAGACUCAGAGGUGCUGGAAAGGUGUAGAAGAAGGUUAUUCAGAUUAUUUCCGCGACACGAUGACUAUUGUAAAUCCAUACCAGACGAACGGCUUUUAUGUAGCCGCAGCGAACUUUGUUCAACUGAAUGUUCCGCUUUUAUUGACGCCCCACUUUAAUUUAGGAGGUCCGCCUGAACUGAACUACGGCGCACUGGGGCACACCUUGACGCACGAGAUGAUGCAUGGCUUUGAUCUAAAUAGCCGCAAGUACGACGGAAAAGGUGAUAUGUCACCGUGGUUUACAAAAAAGAGUGCAGAAGAGUUUGCUGUUCUAGAGCGCUGUUAUGUUGAGCGUAUUGAGAGGGCUCCCAAGUCGAGGACUUACGCUGAUUAUCCUUGGGAGUACCAGGCAGACAUCCUCGGCAGUAGGUCACUCCUGAGAGCAUACCUAAAGGCCGCUAAAAGGUCAAAUGUGCACCUGGGUAAUGUGAAAGGUUUGACAGCAGACCAGAUCUUCUACGUCACUAGCUGCCUCCACUGGUGCACGGAUCUGUUGUAUUCGGAAACUUUGUCAGGUCAUCCACCACCAGAUGAAAGGUGCAACCUUCCUCUCAUGAACUCUGUGCAUUUCAGCAAAACGUUCUCUUGCCGCGACGGUUCGCUCAUGAACCCGCCACAGAAAUGUCCGUUUUGGUAGUUCCAAUCCUAAGAAUGGGCGGACUCACAAGAACUUGAUUAAAGAAGAUAUGAGCCAA
Ornithodoros turicata is the source of this 2378-nucleotide messenger RNA. Its product is annotated as neprilysin-1-like. The transcript is spliced from 2 exons. The coding region runs from base 134 to 2320 and encodes 728 amino acids. Gene Ontology annotation, molecular function: metalloendopeptidase activity. Gene Ontology annotation, biological process: protein processing. Gene Ontology annotation, cellular component: plasma membrane. The record is from RefSeq and is a predicted model, not a curated record. NCBI's taxonomy places the organism in Eukaryota, Metazoa, Arthropoda, Arachnida, Ixodida, Argasidae.